CGAAACUUGCGCUGGUUAUUUGGCCGUUACUCUUUGAAGACUGUGGAUGAAAGAGGGUCAUUUGAAGCUGGCUGCUGGGCUUUUUAUUUUAAUUUUAAUUUUUACAGUGACCCUCACACGGUUCGGUGCUCGCUCGUACUACGCUGUCCUCCUCCUUCGUCGCGUACGUAUCUUUUAAAAUCCCCAGUCUUUUCGCUUUUUAUACUAAGCGUCGACGCGACGUCCACCAUGCCGUCCCCGCGAUACUCGUACACGGUGACGGUACCGGAGGAGCCGGCCGCCUCUCUCCCCGCCGCUAAGUCCGAGGUGCGGCGUCUGACUCCGUCCUUGUCCCGGUCCAGGCUGGUGUCCACCUUCAGGGGACUAAUCAUCAACCAGGCCAAGAAGCAGAGUCCACAAGGCCUGGUAGGACUGAAGAACCUGGGAAACACAUGUUUCAUGAACUCCAUCCUUCAGUGUUUGAGUAACACUCCUGAGUUAAGGGACUACUGCCUGAGGGAGGUCCAUCGAACAGACCUGAACAAAAGCAACUACAGGACCAAUUCGGCCCUCGUGGAAGAGUUUGCCAAGCUGACUCAGAGCUUGUGGACGUCGGUCAACAACGAGACAUUCAUCCCCUCCGAUUUCCGUAGCCAGGUCCAGAUUUGCGCUCCCAAAUUCGCCGGUUGCAGUCAGCAGGACGCCCAGGAGUUUCUGCGUUUCCUGCUGGACGCCCUCCACAGCGAGGUGAAUCGAGUAACUGCGUGCCCCAGGGCGUCCGUCGAGGACUUUGACCUCCUCUCUGAUGAUGACAAAGCCAAAUGGAUGUGGAGUAUGUAUUUGGAGCGGGAGGACAGCAAAGUCGUGGAUCUGUUUGUCGGGCAGCUGAAAAGCUCCCUGACCUGCACCGUAUGCGGCUUCCGCUCCACCGUCUUCGAGCCCUUCUGGGAUCUUUCCAUCCCGAUCGCACCGAAGACCUCAGGCGAGGUGACCCUGAAAGAUUGCCUGAGGGUCUUCACCAAGGAGGAUGUGUUGGACGGAGACGAGAGGCCGACUUGCAACAGAUGCAAAACCAGGCAGAAAUGCACCAAACGAUUCAGCAUUCAGAAGUUCCCUCAGAUACUUGUGCUUCACCUGAAGCGUUUCUCUGACUCCAACGUCCGAGCCAGCAAGCUGUCCACGUACGUCGACUUCCCCCUCAAAGAGCUGGACAUGAGGGAGUUCGCCUCCGGGGGCAGCGCAGACCGCGCCGUGUAUAACCUCUACGCUGUGUCCAACCACUGGGGCAACACGCUGGGCGGCCAUUACACGGCCUACUGCAAGAACGCCACAGUGGGCGAGUGGUACGGCUUCAACGACUGCAGAGUGAGCCAUAUGUCCUCCAGCCAGGUGCGCAGCAGCAACGCCUACAUCCUCUUCUACGAGCUCUCUAAAAACCAGACGUGUCACCUUUAGACAACCUGGGGUGACCCAAAAAAACAAAAAACAAAACCCAGCAGGAGACGGGUGAGAGCAUCCCGUUGUGGCUAAGACUGUGACAAACAGGUCAUGUGAUGAUCUGGAAUCCAUGAACAGUCACAGUCCGUUUCUUUGUUUUCCUUUGCACUUUAACACGGACGACAUCACCAUUUGGAGAGACUGCACAUAAAAAGUCUCAAACUUGACUGCCGUGUUUUAAUUUAUUCUAUCAGAGACAAGAGGUAAGGUAAAUGCCAGUACUUCAUAAAGCCAUCCACACCAAACUAUCGAGAGAUGAUGCUUUAUUUUUGUACAGCACGGUUGAAUGUACAACACCAAAAGCAGCGCAACUGGAAAUAAGGUGCUGAGUGUGUGUGUGUGUGUGUGUGUGUGUGUUUGUAUCAACCAUUAAAAGUCAUUGCAAACUUA
Messenger RNA from Phyllopteryx taeniolatus (common seadragon), 1866 nucleotides. Its product is annotated as ubiquitin carboxyl-terminal hydrolase 2-like. Bases 229 to 1434 code for a protein of 401 amino acids. NCBI's taxonomy places the organism in Eukaryota, Metazoa, Chordata, Actinopteri, Syngnathiformes, Syngnathidae. Gene Ontology annotation, cellular component: cytoplasm. Gene Ontology annotation, molecular function: cysteine-type deubiquitinase activity. The transcript is spliced from 12 exons. Gene Ontology annotation, biological process: protein deubiquitination. The record is from RefSeq and is a predicted model, not a curated record.